This is a messenger RNA of Thyridium curvatum, 1053 nucleotides long. RefSeq lists its product as uncharacterized. NCBI's taxonomy places the organism in Eukaryota, Fungi, Ascomycota, Sordariomycetes, Thyridiales, Thyridiaceae. The record is from RefSeq and is a predicted model, not a curated record. The transcript has a single exon. The coding region runs from base 1 to 1053 and encodes 350 amino acids.
AUGGCUGGCAGUAAGAGAGACCAACGACGCCGCGAAGCUCGGCGUCGCCAUGCUUCGCGGCGUAGCGACGACCAGCGCCGUGGGGAUGGUCGUCCCUCCGAGGCCCGGACUCGCGAUGAUCAAAUUGAUCGUCCGGGCCAGAACCAGCACGGUCUCUUCGGUCGUCCUCUCGAGGAGGCCCACGAUGGUGGAGCCGGCCGUCCUCAGCACGACCUGGCUAGUGUCCCGCUCCCACCACGCCGGCUGGGCGACCUUGGCCCGCCGCUCGGCCCGGCUCCCAGCAACGGCCUUGCGGGCAAUCUCAGCCGAGAAGAGUGCCACAGAGCGGUGGACCGCGCAUUCGCCCAGGCUCCGCCGGGCAGCACGGCAAAAUUGCUGCAGCAGAUGGACCACCCUGCCUUCGAGCGCCGCGUGCCUAGCCUGCAAAACAUGAAGCCGGCUCCAAGGAAUAAGCCCCUGCGCCAAGACGCCCUCCCCACUUGUGGCCUUUGCGGCCGCGAAGGCCACUGCAUCGAUAUCUGCAUCAAGGCCGGCCGUUCGGGCUUCGUCGAGGGUUGUCCGCGGUGCAACUCGGCGGACCACCUCGUCGACAAGCACAUCCACAGCAUGACAGCCACGGAGCGGUUCCGCUACCUGGUUCAGAACCGCGCCGGUCUCCCCCCCUUGGCCAGCAGACUCGUCGGCUGGCCGGAGCUCGUCCGGGGAAAUCCCCCCUUGGCCUCCUCCUCCUACCCCUGGACUCGGGAGUUCUCCUCCGUCUUCUGGCGCAACCGCCGGAACGCUCGCCUGGCCGACGAGUUCAACUACACCACCAGGCGGCCCGAGCUCCCGGUCGACCCCCGCACGAUGAACCGCGAUACAGUUAUCGCCUGGGCGUGGAACGACCCCGAGUCCGAGAAGUUCAAGUCGGCUUCCCAGAUCCGACAGAACAGGGACGCCCCCAACCCCACCGGGGAGGAGCAUUGGCUGUUGCAGGAGGAGGUGGAGGAGGAAGGCCCCUCUGGUGAAGGCUGCAGCUUCUUCGACGAGUUUGACAUCGACCAUUACAUGUAA